This is a messenger RNA of Chondrus crispus (carragheen), 6735 nucleotides long. RefSeq lists its product as hypothetical. Gene Ontology annotation, molecular function: molecular adaptor activity. Gene Ontology annotation, cellular component: CCR4-NOT core complex; P-body. Gene Ontology annotation, biological process: nuclear-transcribed mRNA catabolic process, deadenylation-dependent decay. The record is from RefSeq and is a predicted model, not a curated record. The transcript is spliced from 5 exons. Lineage: Eukaryota; Rhodophyta; Florideophyceae; Gigartinales; Gigartinaceae. Bases 1 to 6735 code for a protein of 2244 amino acids.
AUGGUAUCUUUGUCCCGUCUGCUCGCUGCUGCUGUAGAGACACCUCCCGAGCUGGAGGCUUCGGCCGCCCCAGCGUUGCUGCCGACUAGGGAUUGUCUCUUGCCUCCAGUGCUUCCACCGGGAGCUGUGCCGCCACGACUGCGUGCUGCGCUUGGCACUGAAUCCAGCACAGUUACGCAGUUUUCAUCUAAACCUCAGUCAUCGACCGAAACGUCCGGUGCAGCCUUGUCUGCACCGUCUCUCGCCCGUCUUUCCAAGCCCCCACUUCCCUUACAACGUCUUCUCGAGGACUUGGGGCCAGAAGCUACGGCUUCGCGCAAUAUGUCUUCCCUUGCCCACACUCUUGUUCACUUCGGCCGGCCGUCAGAAGCCGCUGUCGCUUCGGCCUUGCUAUUCCUUGCCACUGCAGGGCCACCUACAGAAGCGGCCGCCGUGGAUAGCCAUAUGUUUCACCUUUUCGCAAUGUUUUGUGGCGACUCGGAGAACCCUUCAGUGGGCACAAAUGUUCAACAUGCCGUCGCAGCGGUCUCUUCGUCUCCAUCAGAAUGGCGAGUUGAUGUGUUAGUACACGCUGUAGUGGCAGUCGCCGCCCAGUACCAGUCGCCUCUGGAUUGGCGCCUUGUAAUUCGAUCUUUGGAUGCAGAUGGAUUGGAAAAGCAACUAACACAAGCUGCUUUCGUGGAAAUUGCCAAUGCACAUAUGACUGGCACGGGCGGCUCGCUAAUUCCAGGAGAUAUCAUUUUGGAUGACUGGAGACAUCCGGCUUCUCAAAUAUGUAUGAUAUCCCAUGCGCUUGCAUCGCACAAAUACAUCAACUGGGAUAUUCUCGAGGCUUUUGAGGUUGCCACGAAGGAGGACAUGGCGAGCCCAUUAUCAAGGAUUGCAGUUGUUGAAAAGCUAAUCGAGCUCGAUGCUCGUGAUUUGCUUCAGUACGCACUUCGGCAGGAUCCGAACCUUGUUCUAUUGUCGCUGACAUGCUCAAAACCGCGUCGAAACGUAGCGUUGCAACACAAACUCACAGUGACUUUACUUGCUCCUUUAAUCGCGGCCUACCCAAAGAGCGAAAAAACGUUGCGGCAAAUGUGGGACGUGACCCCAACUCUCGUCGAAUCAGGACUUAUUUCAAUGUGGAAGAAGGACCCUACAAUGCUGCAUCUGGUCUACAUGAUUGCGUCCGAUCUAGGAAUCCUGGAUGAUUUGUUGCGGGCCGUGAACUCAGUCGUCUUUUCUUUUGAACUAGCACUCCUUGCGUACAAAGAAGGCGCGGUGAACUUGGAAAAGUGGCUCACAGAUUUGCUUCUGGCGCGUGGUAUGAGCAUAGUCUCCACAAUUACAACUCAGCUAGCGGCUAAACUACAGAUCAAAGAUGGCCAGGAGGCCGCCCAAAUGCCUCUUGAUGCCGUCCGACUCAUUUUUCGCUGCUUUGUGACCGUCCUGCGUAGCGAUAGCAACAACACUCAGACGCAGGACAUCAUGGAAGGGAACCGUGUGGAGACGUCCUCUCAUCCUCGUGAGUCUAGAGAUGGUAUUUCAGAGGCAGCAUCCACUGCCGCUGCUUUGCUUCUGCCUGCGUCGGUGGGGCCAGGCAGGGCACCCAGUGGAUUCCCGAAGGCGAUUGAAAAGGAAGCUUCUUCGUACUUUGAGAAUCUUUACAUGAGAAGCUUACCGACAGGGCAUGCGGUGGAGCUUUUGAGAAAUUACAAGCUGUCAAACUCUGUACAUGACAGACACGUCUUUUUGUGUGCGAUGCAUACAUUGUUUGAUGAAUACCGUUUUUUUAAGAAGUAUCCCGACCGUGAAUUGGAAAUCACCGGGCGUUUGUUCGGUUCCAUCGUGAACGAGUCUCUUCUUGAAGGAAAAUUGCAGGGAUUAGCACUCACGUGCGUCAUUGACGCUUUAGGAACUACAGAACCGAGUCCUGCACCCAUAGGGCGGCUGGCUACGUUUGGAUUAUACGCGCUAGAGAGAUAUGUAUCCCGUCUUAAGGAAUGGCCGUCCUACUGCCGGAAGAUUUUGAAGUUGCCGAGGCUGGCAGAGGUGAAGCCAGCUAUUGCAGAGGCUGCGAAGAGGACGCUUGAAAUGUACCAUGCUCCACCUCCGGUGACGUCAGUACGUGAUCCAUCAGUCGAUGCAGACACAGUGCGCGCUCUUGUCUCAUCCCCCGUUCUGUCUCCUCAAAGAACGCCUGUGAAGGAGUCGCUGCUAGCUUCGUCAGUAAUUAAGCCGUCCCCUUCGAUCACGAGCAAUAUGGAUGGCUCACUGGCAAUGUCUCCGCAAAAUCUCAUGGCGCUUCUUGGCAUUACAGCCGAGGAGGCCAACAAAAUUGUGGCUCCUGACGAUGCUGUGCAAGACAAGAUCGGAUUUAUUUUCAACAACCUUUCGGAGACUACCAUGGAGGUCAAGGUGAAGGAAAUGCUAGGGCUCCUUGAUGCCGAAUACAUACCUUUUUUUUCUGUCUACGUUGUUGUGAAGAGGGCAUCAAUAGAGUCAAACUUUCAUCGGCUAUAUCUUUCAAUGCUGGAAGGAAUGGAGCCAGAAGCACCGACGUUAUUCAAGGUGGUUUACGAGACAAUGUACAAGAGAGUGAAGGUCCUGUUGGCAUCUGAUGCCAUCGUGACUAGCACUUCAGAACGCAAGGUCCUCAAGAGUCUAGGAAGUUGGAUUGGCGCAUUAACGCUGGGAAGGAACAAACCAGUGCUGCAGAGAGAUUUAGAUCUCAAAGAGCUUCUGAUGGAUGCCUAUUCCAGAGGCCGCCUCACUGCAAUCUUUCCUUUCGUUUCAAAGGUUUUAGAGGCUUCUCGAGGAUCAAGAGUCUUCAAGACUACUAAUCCAUGGAUUAGAGGCAUCCUUAGUCUUAUGAAAGAGAUAUAUUCUGUCCUUGAUUUGAAGCUCGGGAUGCGGUUCGAACUUCGAUUGCUAUGCAAGAGUUUGAACGUUGAUGUGAACAAGGUGACAGCUUCAGAGUUGUUGAGAAAUCGCCCAGCACCGGACAAGAAUAACAACCAGGACUUCAACACAAAAAAGCCGGCAAGCGCGUCACCGCUUCGUUCGCUACCUUCCCCCGCUACUUCUCCCUCUCCGGAGCUUCGUCGGGCUUAUGGCCAGGUUGGCACCACCGGGAGACCAGGAAUCCCUGUAUUUUCUUUGGCGGAUGCGCAGUCAAGCACUUCGGCAAAUCGCAGCUCCAGUCAACUCCAGCGCAGUUCGCUCCACACUACGGGUGGCGUUCCGAGUACAUCAGUUCAACCCUCUGGGAUAUCCUCAAGACAGUCUGGUUCAAUUUCUGCAUCAGACAGCACGGUGAUUCCUAAUCUCGCGAACUACAUUACGAUUAGCCCAUCGCUAGUCGUGUUCCAGCAGAAUCCAAGUCUGAAGCGCUUGCUCCCUCUAGCUAUAGACCGGGCAAUCCGAGAGAUAAUUCAGCCAGUUGUCGAGAGAAGCUGUGCGAUCGCUUUUCUGACAACGAAAGAGUUAACUCUUAAGGACUUUGCCAACGAACCUGAUCUUGGGAAAGUGAGGAAAGCUGCACUGCAGAUGGUUCAACAACUGGCCGGUUCAUUGGCUCUAGUGACAUCGAAGGAACCCCUUCGAGUUUCCAUGGGGAAUCAACUCCGCACAAUGCUCAACCCAGUGGUGCCGGAGCAAAAUCUUAUCGAACAAACAUCACAGGUCAUAUGCGCGGCGAACCUUGAAGUUGGUUGUGCUAUUAUUGAAAGACACGCCAAAGAGAAGGCCGCACGAGACCUGAAUGAAAAGAUUGCGCCCGCUAUUGCAGCUCGUCGUCCGCAGCAUUCCUCAUACAGUCAUCGGAUACCAUUGGGGCCGGAAGUUCUUCGAGUUUACGAUGAAUUUGGGCGCUUGCCUCGAAUGGGUGCCACCCCCUCCCAGCAUCCGAGCACAGCGCAGACUCCCCGUCCACAGCCAGUGCGACCGGCGCAGCCCAACACAGCUCCUUCUCAUCUCUCAAUGCCAUCAAGUCACCGCGCGGAUGGUGGGAAUAUUGCGUUGCCUGAUAGUCGAGCCAAUGGUUCAGUACCAGACGAGAAGUUUUCUGACGCUCCCAGUGCAAUCGCUUAUCCUGGAACAAGACCAACGGGACCUUCCAACUCAGUAGCGGAUACCAACGGCCAAGGAGUGACGACAGGAAGGAGAACUGCCUCGGUCUCGGUUCCGGCGAAGGAGAAGCGCGACUCCUUCACUUUAGUUGGGACUUCCCUUCCGGUCAUGGCCGGCUUCUCAGAGCUGUCCAAUGCACUGACAGCUGCUGCAGGAAUAGGGAAUGCCGGAAGUGCAACACACUUACAUGGCACGCAUGCGGCUGGCUUGCAAGGUAUGUCUCUAACUGGGGAACCCGAAUCUCUUUCCAUCCAACAGGUGCUUGAGCGAUUCAAUGGAAUUUAUCCUCAAUUGACUGGUCGCAUAUUGGAGGCUGUGGCUGCGGCCGGAAACAAAGCGGUGGCAUUGGGGGACCUUUCCUUGGAUCAUGAAAUUCACCAGUUAUGGGUUCAAAUUCCUGCAGCCGUCAAGAGAUCAGAAACAGCAGACGAGGCGGGCAUGGCUGUCGCCCAGAAGGUGUUUAAACAUCUCUACGAAGGGGAUUCGACACUUUAUCGUGAAGUGCAUGUCCUUAUUUUGGAAGGCCUUCGGGAGAGCUGCCGCCGUCUAUCGAAGGAGCUUGUUUCAUGGCUUGCAUAUUCGGAAGAACGCAAGAAGUUGCAUAGGGAAUGCAUUGUUGCUCUGCUCAAGCCAGGUUCACUGCUUAAUAUCACAAACUACGACGAGCUUCUCGCAAAGACGAUUGACAACGGGAGAAACAAGAAUGCGUUGGAGUUUGCAUGCUUUCUGGUUAAGCGUGCUGUCAUUGACGAACCUCUAGCGACGGCAGCAGAACUGUACUUGACGCUUGAGACUAUGAGCAAAGUCGGCCGCCGUGACAACCCAAGCCUUGAGGAAGCCCCUGACGGCCUCGUUCAAUUGGUCGAUACUAGUCGGAAAGUAGCACAUCAGCAUUCUGCGGCAAAUUCUACAACGGGGUCUGCCAACGACAAUUACUCGAAUUCCUCGAAGCAUCUCGUACUUCAUCAAAACCAACAGCAAAAGGAAGCUAUCGCUACAGAUCCCGUGGGGAUGAGGGAGGCGAUUGCCAUGUGCUUGACAGAUUGGCAGCGAAUUUUGGAGUCUGAUGCCUCUCGUCGGCCGGUUUCGGAACGUGUUGUGGUUACAUUUCUUGGACACGUGCGAACGAAUUUCAUGAGCACUGAUGAAUUACGCAAGAGGUUUAGUAGAAUCACUAUUGAGCUCGUCUGUUCUGUAACGGCCCGUGCUCUCCGCUCUCCUGCGUCUGGCGUUCCUGGAGAUUUGGCCUCCGCUCCAUAUUCUGCGGUCGACGCUGUUGUCCCUUUUAUAGUCGCUUUAUGCCAGUCAGACUCAGUUAAUGUAUCAGAUACUAUUUCUCGCGAGGUCUACACCUUGACUCAGUUUUUAACAGCUGUUGUGAAAGACCUUCUGAAGACUUCAGUUGGAGCAGAUCUCCGUCCACAUUUCAGACUUCUGUCGGGGCUCAUAGCAGACCUUGCAGCAAGAACUAGCUGCAAAAUGGCCAACCCCCAGGUUCAUGCUGCAAUCGUUGGGGCGUUGAGUGCGUGCUCCCCGUUAGUGAUCCCUGGUUUCUCCUUUUCAUGGCUGCAACUUUCUUCUAACAAAGAAGUAAUGCCGAGGCUAUUAAUGGAUCCUACUUCCCAUGGUGGCAACAUGUAUCUUCACUUGCUCAACACCAUGUUACGGUUUUUGUCGGAAUAUUUGAAGGAUCCUCUAGACUCUCUUUCUGAAGGGAUCCGAACCUUGUACAAGGGCGUUCUUCGUGUUUUUCUUGUUCUCCUACACGACUUUCCAGAAUUCCUUUGUGAUUAUCACAUGGCGAUUGUUGACGUGAUUCCUCACUGCUGCGUACAGCUUCGAAACAUUGUCUUAUCGUCAUUUCCGAAGAGCAUGCGUCUGCCAGAUCCAUUUCUCCCAGAGCUUAAGGUGGAUCAGCUUCCUGCGAUGGCGUCAAAGCCGCGGAUUUUGACAGAUUUCAAGAAAAGUCUGGACGAGGGCGGGCUUUUAACAGUAUUGGAGAACUACCUUCGAGAUCCUGGAUUACGAAGAGGGUCUAAGCCGCCUCUCCUGAAGUCGUACUUCGUAAUGACAGAUGGCGAAUCUGGUGAAACAAGGUAUAGCAUCCCUACAAUCGGUGCAUUUGUCUUGUAUGUAGGGCAGGUCGCAAUCGGGCGCUUGUCACCAGGGACUACUGCUGUAAUGGAUGGACCAGUAACGGACUGGAUACAAUCGCUCAUACAAGAACUUGAUCCUGAGGGCCAGUAUCACUUGUUCAAUGCAAUUGUGAAUCAGAUUCGGUACCCAAAUUGUCACACACUAUACUACAGCCGGUUGAUUUUGUACUUAUUCCUCGGGUCGAGCGAAGACUCUGUGAAAGAACAGAUCACUCGAGUUCUUGUGGAACGAUUAAUUGCUAGUCGCCCGCAUCCGUGGGGACUUCUUGUUACCUUUGUUGAGCUUGUGAAGAAUUCAGUGUACAACUUUUGGAGACAAGAUUUCGUCAGAUGCGCCCCAGAAAUUGAAGAACUUUUCGAGAGUGUAGCGAAGGUGUGUAUCGGGCCCGCGAUUCAAACUCAAAAUAGUCGAUCAGCAGUCAACAGUGCAUUCGACACCUUGUCAAUGCCAAAAGUGAAUUGA